Molecule: messenger RNA, 1905 nt
Organism: Mercenaria mercenaria
Lineage: Eukaryota; Metazoa; Mollusca; Bivalvia; Venerida; Veneridae
Product: microfibril-associated glycoprotein 4-like
Exons: 1
Coding region: 86-973 (295 amino acids)
Source: RefSeq, a predicted model, not a curated record
CCGCCACUUAGCACGAUCAGUCUUUACAAACAUAUCAAUCCUUUCACAUUUUGUCAUUUAGCACGGAGAAAUAUGAAAGAUCACCAUGAUGUUAAAAAUAAUACUGUUUGCUACAACGUUAGGAUUUAUUUCCACAUACAUGUACGAAGAACCUUUCGGUAAACCUAUAAUUAAUAUCAACAACUGCUGUGCUACCCAAGCAAUAAAUAACCAUUGUGAAACAGACAAACAGACACUUGCCAUUAACAUUUCAAAGAUUUUAAACGAAUAUAAUCAAAGAAUAGAAAAACUAUUUCAAUCACUGGGUACCGAAUCUAGAAUUCGAGAUUGUCAGGAUAUUAAGCAUGUUGGACACAAGACCACAGGUGUUUAUACGAUAUAUCCCGACGGAACUAUGGGAUUUCCUGUGAGAUGUGACAUGGAUACAGUCGACGGCGGAUGGACUGUUAUACAAAGAAGAGUGUCAAACAGUGACUUUUAUAAGACUUGGAACGAUUAUCAGAUUGGGUUUGGAAAUCUAAGCAACAACUUUUGGUUAGGAAAUCAGCAGAUACAUACACUUACUUCACAAGGAUGGUACGAAUUGCGUGUCGAUCUUAAAAGUGUGGACGAUAUGACUGCAUAUGCGGCAUAUAAUGUAUUUGCGGUCGGCAGUGUUGAUUCCGGAUACAAGCUCACUGUCGAUGGUUACAGUGGAAACGCUGGGGACAGUCUAGCACAUCAUAAUGGCCGACCAUUUUCUACAAAAGAUCGGGAUAAUGAUAAUUACAGCGGACACUGUGCACAGGCAUAUACUGGGGCUUGGUGGUAUGGAAAGUGUCAUGAUUCCAAUUUAAAUGGAAAGUAUGGUGCUACAGCGGCAAAAGGUCCAGUCUGGGAGACAUUUAAAGGAAAUGAAGGCCCGUUGAAAAUAACCGAAAUGAAAAUCAGACGUUGGGUUUCAAAGAGGAGGAAUUCUUACACGCCUCAGUGACCAAUAAACUAUUCAUAAAUUAAAAGAAAGAAGUACAAGUAAAAUUGUUACAACUUACAUGUACAAAAGUAGAAUAUAUAUAAAUCGGCAAAAACAACGUUAUGUGAAUGUAUAUUGGUUGAUUAUUCAUGAUGCUCCUAACAGGAUUCUACACUAUCAUUACUUCCAAUUUGUCAGUAUCUCGAUUGUGUAAGCUCAUUUUUGCCAGACAUAUACUAACAAUAGUUUAAUGAUAUUCUUGACCAUUUACAAAUGAAGUAGAAAACACUUCUUUACUCACCUAAUACUUCCUGGUCCAUAUUUAGGACAUGUAGUGAACACCAUCGAACUGUUUAACCAAUCAUGUCUUGUUUGCAUUACCAACUCUUCCUCCUUGUCAAACAUACCAGGAAGAAGAUCAGGAAGAAAAUCUAUGGUCAUAUUUAUUAGACGUAUAUAGCAAGACCAUUUUUUUGGUCAGACCUUUCUUUUUCCUAAACAAUCAGACAAAUCCACCAGAACUUAAUCUUCUGUUUACAUUUUAAGAUACUAAUACCCUUCAAGGCUUAUAGACUUUAUUACAUAAAGCAGCAUAUUAAAUUUGUGUUUAUCUGCAUUUUUAUGACCUUUUAUUAUGGGAUAUCACAUAUAUGUAUACAUCAUAAAAGAAUUACUAAAAUGGUUUGAAUUAUUAUUUAUCGAAAGGGCCAAUCGCGUUUCAAGGUGAAAUACAUUUUAAAGAAGAAGUCCAAAAUUUCUCCACGAACAAGUAAUUUGUUACAACUUUACGCUUGGACAAAAGAACAGUCUUUAUUUCUUUAAAAUAAAAACAUUUUAUAUCACUUGUAUUGCUGAGAUGAUAAUCCUGUCUAUACAGUAUAUAAUAUUUUUUUAGAUAAACAGGACUUAUUUACCUUUCUGUCUUUAACAAUGUCAUGAUUUUAUUCUUCUUU